Messenger RNA from Onychostoma macrolepis, 7177 nucleotides. RefSeq names its product centrosomal protein 131 (gene cep131). The transcript has 27 exons. Lineage: Eukaryota; Metazoa; Chordata; Actinopteri; Cypriniformes; Cyprinidae. Gene Ontology annotation, cellular component: centriolar satellite. The coding region runs from base 48 to 3479 and encodes 1143 amino acids. Gene Ontology annotation, biological process: cilium assembly; intraciliary transport involved in cilium assembly; regulation of centrosome duplication. The record is from RefSeq and is a predicted model, not a curated record.
UUUCUGGUUGCCAAUGUGAAGAUGUUGCGCUGUGGAGUUGAAGACAGAUGAGAAAUCACUGUCACGCUCCGAACGGGAAUAACGACGCUCUUAGUUGGAUAAAUACUGUUUCUUCAUCUGAUGUGGACAAUUUAGAGAAGUUUAAGAUGCAUACAACUCGCAGUCCAUCCGCAUCCGUCCAGACAGGGGCAGCUGGAGACGUUCUGGACCUCAGCCUGACCGGCUCUCAGCUCACAGUGGGCCGCAGACCUAGCAGCGCUUCAGCUGGAAAACACUUCUCUCGAUCCAUAUCUGUGUCUGUGACCAGUGAUGGCCGGGGGAAGCGGAACACUUUGAUUGAUGCUGGAUUGGGAAGCUCACGAGCAAUUAAGAAUCUGCGUCGGUCCAACAGCACCACACAGGUGAACCAGCAGGCCAACACAAGCCCCAGUGAAGGCCACACAGAAGACUUCCUAGCUCUGUUCAACAGUAGCUCUGAUGGACGUAGAAAACUGGCCAGCCUCUCCAAGACAUGCAAAGACCGUACUACCUGGAACAUCCUGGAUGACCAGCCGAGAGCAUUUCCUGUGCCCAGCAGCUCUCACAGUACCUGCAGUAUGGAUUCUCCUACAGGCAUUAAGAAGAGGGAAGCCGGCGUCUCUCUGGCUGCCAACUUCACUGCCAACAACAGGAGCAAUAAAGCUGCUGUGGGAAACUCUGUGACCACCAUCCUCCAUAAUAACCACUCAGAGAAACCCCUCACUCCCAAGAGCUCCAAUCAGAAACCCUCCUUCAAUAACAUAAUCAAAGCCACCGUAAAUGAUGAUGUGACUCUGGAUGUGAGCUGUUCUCUUACUAAGUCUCAGAAGAACUUCUCCUCCGCGUCAUCAAGCUCCAACAACAAUGCCCCCCUUAGCCCCCGAAGCCCAGGUCAGCCACGCAGACGAGAGGUGACGGAAGAGGAGGCCGAAAGGUAUAUUCAGCAGGUGAACCAUGCUGCUAUUACCAUCCAGCGUUGGUAUCGUCGCCAAGCCAACAGAAAGAGAGCCAAUGAGAAUUCAAUCAAACACCUUCUCGCAUCCAAAAAGAAGGAGAGGGAGCAGAGAGCAGAGGAGGAGAAAACCACUGAAUCACUGAAGAAGAAAGAAGAUGAUCGAAAGCGCAUCAGGGAAGAGAAAGCUCGUCUGGCUCGGCUUACCGCCAUACAGGAGCUUCAACAGAAAAGAGCCCAACGUGCUGCAGAGGUACAGCAGAUCGCAGAGGAGGAGGUAGAGGCACUAAGACAUGCUGGGAAAGUGGGGCGUAAAAAGCUCACCAAGAGUUCACCCACUUCUCCCACUAACGUCAAGGCUAAGAACACAGAUUCUAAUGUCAACGUGGUGGCUGAUCUGGAUGAUGUGACUAAUCUAAGGGCUGCGUCACCCGCAGGUUCUAUAUGCAGAGGAUCUCCGUGUUCUCAGGAGAUCCUCCAGAGGUCUGUGAGCAUGGAGGAUCAGCGGCAGGGGGCAUCAUCGAGCAGGGCACAGUCAAAAACCACUCUAAAUGACUUGCUGGACACACUGAAGCUCUUAGAGGAGGAACCAGAGAGACUAUCAGAGCCCAAGAGCUACAGGAAGGACAAGUAUUCAUGGAUUGAUGAGGAUGGAGACUCCAACUCCCUGACAACAGAUAAUGUGGAAAGGCACCGGCAGCUGAGUCAGACUCCAGCUCUACCAGAUGGGGGCGCUCUGCUUUCAGAAGCCAAACUGCAGAGCAUUAUGAGCUUCCUGGAUGAGAUGGAGAAGUCAGAGCAGGAGAGACCACGCUCAGUCACUUCUGGAUCACAUAGAGAGGUGGUGUUGUCAGAAGAAGAUCUAGCAGUUGUGGAACAAGCCUCAGCCACAGCUGCUGAGGUCACCGGCUCUAUGAUGAGACUCAAACUGGAGCUGGAUGAGAAAAAACGCACAGUCAAUAUGCUACAGACAGCACUGACCCAGCAGAGGGAGCUGACGAUCCGGCAUGUGAAGGAGACUGAGAAAGAGCUCAAUCAUACGUUCCAGUUACAGAAGCAGCAGUAUGAAGCUACAAUACAGAGACACUUGACGUUUAUAGACCAGCUGAUUGAUGAUAAAAAGGCCCUGAGCGAACGCUGUGAGGAAGUAGUGGGAGAACUCAAGCAGGUGGAUCAGAAAUACACUAAGAAGAUCGCUCAGAUGCAGGAGCAACAUGAGAUGGUGUGGCAAAUUCUGGGUCCCAUGUGUGAGGAGAUUAAGAAGCUGAAAGAGUUAAUGAGUGCCACGGAAAAGAUCCGCCGGGAGAAGUGGAUUGAUGAGAAGACCAAAAAGAUCAAGGAGAUCACUGUAAAAGGUCUGGAGCCAGAGAUUCAGAAGCUCAUCUCCAAACACAAGCAGGAGCUGAAAAAACUCAGAGUUCUUCAUGAGGCAGAGCUGCUUCAGGCAGACGAGAGGGCCGCCCAACGUUACGUCAGGCAGACCGAGGAAUUACGACAGCAGUUGGAGAGAGAAAGAGAUGAACAGUGCCAGAGAGACAGAGAACUGGCCAAGCAGAGGUUUGAGAAACAGCUGCAGGAAGAGGAGAACUCGCUGCAGCAGCAGAGGAGACGUCUGUAUAAAGAAGUGUCAGAGGAGAAAGAGCGAAUCACACAGCUGGCAGCCAGGCAGCAUGCUGAGUUGGAGGACUUAAGGAAGCAGUUGGAAGAGAACAGCUCUUUGGCAGCAAGAGCACUGAGAGAAGAGCUGGAGAAGAGCAGAGAAGAGCAGGAGAGACGACACCAGGUUGAAAUAAAGGCCCUGAAGGAAAGACUUGAGAUUGAGAAACAGACAUGGGAAGAAAAUUAUAUGAAAAAAGAGGAAGCAUGGCUGCUGAGCAGAGAAAGGGAGCUUAAAGAGGAAGUGCGUCGAGGGAGAGACAAAGAGAUCGAGCUGGCCAUUCAGAGACUAGAGGAGGAGACCAGAGGGGCAAGAGAGGAGUGUGAGAGAGCGUCUGACAACCGGAUAAAGCGUUUAAGGGAGAAAUACGAGGCCGAGCUCAGAGAUCUGGAGCAUUCGGAGCGGGCAGCAUUGCAGAAACAGCAGGAGAUGAGAGAGAAACACAGUGAGAUGGAGGCAGAGCUCCUCCGGCUGCAGUCGCUUUUACGACAACGAGAGCAGGAAAUAAACAACCUCACCCAGGCCCGUGACAAGUUAUCAGAUGAGCGCCGCAGUCUAGCAGAAGUGAUCAGACAAGAGUUUGCAGAACGGCUUGUAGAGACAGAGGAAGAGAACAGGAGGAUGAAGAUGGAGGUCUCUGAGGCCAAGGCACGACUCCGUUUAGAAGUGGAGCGAGUGACAAGAGAGAAAGAAGAAGAGCUUGCAGAGGUGCAUCAAAGAGUGAAGUCCGCUAUUUUGAAGAAGGAAGAGACUGUUAAUAACUUGCGCAAGCAGCAUGAGGCUGCAGUGAAGAGAGCAGAUCAUCUCGAGUCUUUGUUGGAACAGCAGAGAAAACAGCUGUUAGGGAAAUGAUUGACAAGUUAGGGCAUUGAAAUCCCCCACAGCCCCUUCCCUUCUGUCCUCCUGCACAAAGAAACUUUCUCUUUGUUUUUGUUUCGUUUUUUUUUUUUUUUUUGUCAGGUUUCUAUUUUAUUUCUUUUGGUUGUUUGGAUGAACUGAUGGAUUCUGGAUGGACGUUUUGGUUCCACCAGACUUCUCAUCCAGAAAGGCGGCCUUUGGCAUUCCCAUGGGAACAAGGCAAGAAGGGAGAGGAAUGAAGAAAUGAGAGAGGAAUUUAAUCUUCUCCAAGAUUCUUGGGGAGGCUUUUGUGGGUCUCUCUUUCACGGAUAUGACCAAAUUACAGACUCCUUUCAGCCACCGGUUUCACACAGCCAAAUGAGUUUAAGCAUAGAAAAAGAAAACACAAUUUCCUCACUAGAGUUUAGAUCUAGUAUGUUGUUGAAUCUUAUAAAACCUCGCCCCAUAAACUUGUGCAUAUUUCACCCCAGAAUCAAAAUAUACAAGUAAGAAAUGUCUUUGAAAAUUAAAUUAAGUUCAUUAAGCAAAAAUAAACCGUUUCUAUAUUGCCAAAAUAUAUAUAUUAUUUAAGCUGUAAAGUAUUUAUACAACUUUUAAUUUAUGCUUGUAUUAUAGUCAUUUUUAAUAAAAAUGGAAAUCUGAUCACAACUGAGAUUAAUGGGAGUCGCAAAACCUUCAAAUGUCAAACAAUAAUGACCGUUUGCAUUGUGUGCAAAAUGUGAUAAAUUGUCUUGGAAACUGACACAAUGCAAAAUGGUCCUAAAAUAAACUUCAUUUUCUUUAUGCAAAAUAGCAUUUUUUACAUUUCAUAUUUUGAUUUGGGGGUAAAAUCUGCAUGCUUUCGUGAGAUUCUUCCAAGAAGUGGAAAGCCCCUUCUGCUGGGCACAAAGGCAUUCACAGUAAACUGCUCCAGAUGUUUCUGUAACUGCAUACCCUCUUCCCGUCUCUCUCCAGCACUGGAAUAAGGGAAAUGGGUGGAGAUUACAGUGGACAGGAGACGUGGGAGAGGCAAAGGCUAUAAAAUCCAGCAGAGAAGUUAACCCUUUACAUUAAAGAGGAGAGGCUUAACCCCCCCACCAACAAAAACAUCCCUACUCCCCCUGCCUUUUGUGUGGUGCAUACAGAUGCCUUUUGUCCCGAUACCCCUCUGGGCUAUCUCUAAAUUACAGGAGAUGUCCCAGAAGCCCCCAGGACAUCAAAACAUGCUCACACAGAGCCCUCAGUGAGGCCCAGUUCUAGUUUAGACAUCAGAGAAAUGAUGGCAGCACAGCUAGAAGAUAGAGAUUUUAGAAGGUUUGUUGACAGUAAAGCAGUAGAUGGUGAAGAGAAGUAUGGAGUGUCUCUUUAGAUUGAUAGGGACUGACAGUAGAUUGAGCAGCUCUCACAGAGGUAUGAUGUGCAGCUGAUUUGCACAAACCGAGGUGAGAGAUCUGGUUGAGGUUGAGUUGAGAUGGAUGUAGAAAGUUGGGUAGAUAAAAAUAUCAGAUGGACAGAAAAUUAAGAGAAUGACAGCGUUUAUGAUUAGGAAAAGUAGAGCUAGGUACAACAGGAUGUGAUACACAGUGACUGAUUAACCAAGUAGGAUGUUCCUGAAUCAACAGACACAGUUCCCACAUUCAUGGAAUUUUAAAAUUGUGUUUUCCAGGCCUAGAAGAGUCAUAGAAAUGAAUAAAAUCUGAAAAGUAAUGGAAAACAUAGUUAAUAUAUACUUUUUUGUCUACAUAAGAACGAAAUAUUUUAGUGGCUUGCAAGCAAUGUUAACUAAAAUUAUUUUCAUUCAUUGAAAUAAAAAUGAAAUCUAAAUAUUAAAUAGGAAACUUAAAUUUAAAAAUCUAAAUGAGAAUUACAAAAACUGAAAUUACAAAAAAAAAAAAAAUUCAAAAAUAAAAGCUAAAAAAACCAACAUUACUAUAAAUAAAUAAAAUAUAUAUAAAAUUAUUUUUAAUUUCACACAUUGGUCUGGAUGAUUAAUUAAUGGCUUUUUAGUCUGAAUCUAAAUUAUUUAAAAAUAAUAAUAAUAAAUAAAUCCCAAUCCAAGAAUCUCAAACAACUGGAAAGAUCAUUGAAAAGUCAUGGGAAUUCAUUGAAGGUGAAAACCCAGAACAUCUUGGAACAGCGCCAGCCAAUUGGAUUUUAGGGUUUAAUAGCAUUAUUAAUAACAUUAACAUUAAAACCCAUUUUAUCAACAUAUAUUUUCCCAUUGAAUUUAGCUGUAGUCCAUUGUUUGGAAAUUACUUUUACUUUACAUGAAUGUUGUUCUAGCAUUAACACCAAGAUGUUGAUCCAGGAACCUCCUUCUUGGUAAAAUUACUGUGAGCCCGGGGAGAUGUAGCAUGACUGGUAUUGGUUCAGUGGUUUAAACACAAAAAAAAAAAAAAAGCCCUCCAAUCUCUCUCGUUCUCUCUCCGCAUUGUAUACCAAGCGGUCUGCCUAAGAGGAACAGAGACAUUUCAACAUGCAAUUCAACAGGAGUUGGGGUGGCAGGGUGGGGGAGGUGCUUCAAAACUCUCACAAGUCUCCAUUGUUUCUUGUUACGAAGUCCCUACAUUUUUCUUCCUUUCAUUUUUUGCAAAACCUUUGGUUUUAUUAGGAGAUUUUUCUAAAGCCUUUCAAGUGAACAAUAAUUGCACAGGCCAGAAAAGCAGUGAAUGUUAGGUCUGUUAUCUUAGGAAAGUUUGACCCAGAUGGUUAAUCUGAUUGGGCAACUUUAGGUUUUGUAAUCAAAGAGAACUUCCUUAUAAAAACAUCUCUAUCUACAAAACUAGUCUUUUGUUAGGGAAGUCGAUUUACUUGCCAAUCUAAAUUGCAUAUCAAAAGUUGACGGUGACCAACUUCCCAAUGUGAAACUGCUUUCUUGUACCAUUUUUUUUUUUGAUGGAUUUUGUAUAUCAGAUUCUUCCUGAUGUGUGAAGCUGUUUAGUGAACACAGCCACAUCGAAAAGGUCAGAAUGAAAAGUGCCUCAUUCCCGUUCUCUAAUGAGAGGAUCAGGUGUCUCAUUUCAGGACAGAGAGGGAACGCCAGAGUGAGCUCAAACUGUCCUCACUAGCAGAAUACAGCAGACUCUGCAGUGCGGCUCAAGCGUAAAUACUGAGAUUUCUCUGAGGCAUAAUUCUCUGAGUCACCUGUUGACAUCACAUUUUAAUGUGUGCGUGUGUGUCCAAGGUCGGUUGGAUGAGUUCUAUCAGAACCCCAGUGUGAGGUUCAAAAUGUUGGAACAUUCUGAGAAUGUUUCAGAUGCAUUUCAUGAAGGUUAGAAGUCCAUUUUGGCAGCAGAUGCAGGUCUUUGGCUGUCUUUCACCUUCGGAUGGCAGCGUGGUUGGCAUGGCCAGAGUUUCUCAGUCCCACUCGUGCCAAUGAACCAUUCUUUUGUGAGUGUAGUGUUUAAUAGCCAAGCGCCGGUCGCCAUUUUACUGGCCUUUUGUAACUGCGGUCUGAAAAAAAAAAAGAAAACACUACUUUUAUUAUCUUAAUUAAUGUCUGAGAUCAUUUCCCCUUUCCCUCUUCAUGGUUUUAAUAAGGUUUUGUUUUUUGCAUGUCUAAGUGUUUAAGUAAUUUAAAUGUGCCCUUUAACGUGUAGCUCUUAAUUUGAUUAUUUUACCCACAUCCUGUAUUUUGGUCUGAGUUUAAUAGCUGUGUUUUUGAAAAAUGAAGAAAAGAAUCUCUGCAGUACGAAAAUAAAUCUUGAAAAUGA